This is a messenger RNA of Aspergillus novofumigatus IBT 16806, 1953 nucleotides long. Its product is annotated as allantoate permease family MFS transporter. Gene Ontology annotation, cellular component: membrane. The coding region runs from base 349 to 1836 and encodes 495 amino acids. The transcript is spliced from 7 exons. The record is from RefSeq and is a predicted model, not a curated record. Gene Ontology annotation, molecular function: transmembrane transporter activity. Gene Ontology annotation, biological process: transmembrane transport. Lineage: Eukaryota; Fungi; Ascomycota; Eurotiomycetes; Eurotiales; Aspergillaceae.
AUAUCGUCAUCGCGGAGCUCCGAUUGCUCAUCAAGAAUGGCUAUCAGAUAUCUUCACAAGAAUGUCUUAUUGACAUUGGGGUCUCAGUCGAUCGGGAUUAUUGGUCGGACAUUCGAUGGACUAUUUUUUCUUGUCUUUGGCUAUGCGAGAUUGUCUUUCCCCAGUCCACGUCCGUCAUUGUCCCCAUCGCGCAAUUACGACAACGAUGGUGUGCUGUGCUUGGAUGCACUCUCAAAUCCUUCUUAAUAGCCAUCUAUUGCCUGCCCCGGGCGAUACCGCUCUAGCGGAAACCUCCAUCCACUGUCUCAUUGUCGAGCAAUACCCGACCAGGUAGAGCUGCUCGAAACUAUGGCUCUAGUUAAGGAAAAGAUAAGUGCAAAGCUUCCAUCGCACCCGGUGAACCCAAGUUCGCUUUCCCAGAGCAGCCUGGAAGGAGGUCAAUUUGAUAUCAAUGAAAAAGCGUUGCUGCGUAAGCUGGAUUACCGACUGCUUCCACCAUUGACGAUACUAUAUCUUCUGUCCUUCUUAGACAGGAGCAAUGUUGGCAACGCUCGCUUGGAGGGUAUGGCUACGGAUAUUGGAAUGACGGGCAACAUGUACCUUACGGGCCUCACACUGUACUUCAUUGGUUACGUCGCUUUCGAGAUCCCGUCCAAUAUCGUGCUCAAGAGGACUACACCUCGGAUAUGGCUCCCAACACUCACAUUGCUGUGGGGAAUUGUUGCCACGCUUCUCGGAGUUGUCCAGAAUUACGCUGGAUACCUGACGUCACGGACAGCCCUGGGGAUUGCUGAAAGUGGACUAUUUCCGGGCGUCGUCUUCUAUCUUUCUAUGUGGUAUAAGCGAAAUGAGCAGCACUAUCGGGUGGCCCUCUUCUUCAGCGCUGCAUCCCUCGCUGGUGCCUUUGGAGGCGUUCUUGCUUGGGGUAUUGCGCAUAUGCGUGGUGUUGGUGGUUACAAUGGCUGGAGAUGGAUCUUUAUCUUGGAAGGACUGGCAACUGUUGUCAUGUCCAUUGUCGCUUAUUUCUGGGUCUACAAUUACCCUGCAACUGCAGAAUUCUUGUCAGACAAGGAGCGCGCGUUCAUCCAAUUCCGCCUGAAGAACGACAAUGAUGCUACUCGGGACGAACAGUUCAGUUGGACGGCAGUGUUUGAUGCGUUCAAGGAUGUUAAGGUUUGGCUGUACGGGCUCUGCUUUCACACGAUGUCUCUGCCCUUGUACACAUUAUCGCUGUUUAUGCCUACGAUUAUCAAGGAACUGGGUUAUUCGGCUGCCAAGGCUCAGCUUCUGACUGUUCCUCCUUAUGCCUUGGGAUUCAUUCUGACAAUCAUCGUCGCAAUCCUCUCUGAACGCACUCGGCGCCGCGCACCGUUCAUCAUUGGCUCGACCACGUUCGCCUGCAUCGGAUACAUCCUUCUUCUCACUUCAAAGAGAGCGUCCGUAUCCUAUGCUGGGGUCUUCUUCGCCGCUGGCGGCAUCUACCCCUCGGUGGCCAUCGUGCUGUCUUGGCCAGCCAACAACGUCUCCGGGCAAACCAAACGCGCUAUAGCCAACGCGAUGCAGAUCUCGAUCGGGAACUUGGGAGCUGUGAUGGGCACGCAACUCUAUCGGACUGAGAGCAGUCCGCGCUACUAUGUUGGCCAUGGAUUUGCAUUAGGGUACCUCCUUGCGAAUAUCGUUGUGGUUAGUGUCUUGUGGGCUGUGCUCAACCGGGAGAACAUCGGGAAGGCUCAGCAAAGAGAGGCAAAGGGCAUAACUGCAUUUAUCGGAGAUAUUGGGGAUGCAGGAGCCGAUUUCCAGGGCGACAGAGACUCUCGGUGGAUUUUUCAGACUUGACGACUGCUUAUUAAAUGUAACGGCAUUCACUUCGUGCUCGGAGUUGGUGUACGGUUCGGCUCAUCUUGGUCGAUUACCAUGGCAAGCAUCCAGUGCGUUAUCUUGGGUAUCUGCAAC